Molecule: messenger RNA, 2832 nt
Organism: Klebsormidium nitens
Lineage: Eukaryota; Viridiplantae; Streptophyta; Klebsormidiophyceae; Klebsormidiales; Klebsormidiaceae
Source: the annotation of a GenBank genome assembly
AUUCUUCCCCCACUGGGAGGCCACUGGCACUACCUCUCAAAGCUCAAAAGGAGAUGCUUCAGGCGCCAUUGCGCAUGCAUCCAUUCUGCAGUAUUCUGUCUGGCUGCUGCGUAAGACGAUUCUGCAGCAUUGGGCAGCUUUGGGCAGCUGGGUUUCGAAACUUUCAAAAAACGUUUACGAGCAAUGAUGCGCUAGCAGCGUGUUUUGGUACACGAGGACGACUACAGUCCCCUAGAACAUUCAAUGGCGCCAACAGUCCUGAUGGUGGCUGAAAAGCCCAGCAUCUCCAGCUCCAUUGCUCAGCUGCUGUCAAAUGGGAAGGCCAUGUCCAGGCGGAGCUACUUGGAGGUGCACGAGUUUGGGGGGCAGUUCCAGGGGCGGCCCGCCAACUUCAAGAUGACGUCAGUCAUUGGUCACGUACUCAGCAUCGACUUCCCGGCCAAGUACCAAAACUGGGACACAACCGACCCAGCGGAACUGUUCGACGCGCCCACUGUAAAGAACGAAUCGAAUCCCAAGGCCCACGUGUGCAAACACCUCCAACAGGAGGCACGGGGCUGCGACUACCUUGUUUUGUGGCUUGACUGCGAUCGGGAAGGGGAGAACAUCUGCUUCGAAGUCAUGGACAAUGUGGUCCCAUUUCUCCGCAAAGCGCCCGGGCAGCAGGUCUACCGGGCGCGCUUCUCAGCUAUUUCCGCUGGCGAUGUGCGCUCGGCGAUGGCGUCACUGGGCGUUCCGAACAAGAACGAGGCUCUCGCUGUCGACGCGAGACAGCAGAUCGAUCUGAAAGUGGGGGUGGCGUUCACGCGCUUCCAGACACGGUUCUUCCAGGGGAAGUACGGCAACCUGGAUUCGUCAGUCAUCUCGUACGGCCCGUGCCAGACCCCCACGCUGGGCUUCUGCGUCGAGCGCCACCAGCGCAUUGCGACCUUCGUUCCCGAGAACUUUUGGUCGGUCCGCCCCACCGUGCAAAAGGGGGGGCGUCGUAUUCCCCUGGAAUGGGAGCGGGGCCGCGUGUUCGAUAAGGAAAUCGCCCAGGUGUUUCAGAGAAUAGUCGCGGAGGGGGGUGCGGCGCAAGUGCUGGAAUACGGCGCGAAAGAGGAGAGGAAAGGGCGGCCGGCGGGGCUGAAUACGGUGGAGAUGCUGAAGGUCGCGAGCAGUGGACUGAACAUAGGGCCGCAUCACGCGAUGCAGCUGGCUGAGCGCCUCUACAUUUCGGGUUACAUCAGUUACCCCCGAACCGAAAGCUCCGCCUACCCCGCCAGCUUCAACGUGCGGGAAACACUGGCGGAACACCGGUCGCACCCAGUCUGGGGGGAUUACGUCACCUCCCUGCUGGCGAUUGGCCCGUCGGCGCCUCGGGGGGGGACCGAUGCGGGGGAUCAUCCGCCGAUCACUCCGGUCCGGCAGGCAACAGAGUCCGAACUCGACACCGACUCGUGGCGCCUUUACGACUACAUCGCCCGCCACUUCAUCGGGAGCGUCUCCCCCGAUUGCCGCUUCACCAAGACCCGGGCACUUUUCUCCAUCGGAGGAGAGCGCUUCCACUGCUCCGGAAGGGCGACCGUGGCGCCCGGAUUUACCGCCAUCAUGCCCUGGCUCGCAGUCCCGGACGAGGGCCUCCCGGUAUUUGUGGUCGCCGAAAACGUGCCGGUUGUGGAAGUUGAGCUCCACCAAGGGCGGACGAGCCCCCCCGACUAUCUGACGGAGUCGGAGCUGAUCGGGCUGAUGGAGAAGCACGGCAUCGGGACGGAUGCGUCGAUCCCGGUGCAUAUCAACAACAUCUGCGAGCGCAACUACGCGCAGGUUCAGGCCGGCCGGCGCGUUGUGCCUACCGCUCUGGGCAUCACUCUCGUCCGCGGCUACAGCAGCAUCGACCCGGACCUGUGCUUGCCGGACGUCCGGUCGCACAUCGAAAAGCAGAUCACGCUGAUCGGGCAGGGGAAGGCCGAGUACGCGCACGUUGUGCGCAGCUCGCUGCGGGACUUCGCCGCCAAAUUUGCGUACUUCGUUAGCCAGAUCGAGCGCAUGGACACUCUCUUCGAGGCGCAGUUCUCGCCGCUGGCCGCCACCGGCAAGCCCCUCUCCAAGUGCGGCAAGUGCACGCGCUACAUGAAGUACAUCCCGAUGCGCCCCGCGCGUCUCUACUGCUCCUCCUGCGAGGAAGUCUACAACGUCCCGCAAAACGGCGCGGUCAAGCUGUACAAAGAACUGCGCUGCCCGCUGGACAACUUCGAGCUCGUGCUCUUUUCUUUGUCGGGCCCAGAUGGCAAGUCCUACCCCCUUUGUCCGUACUGCUACAACAACCCGCCGUUCGAAACCGCGGGGCUGCUCUACGGGGGCGUCGGCGCAGGCGGUAAAACCGCGAAAGGGGGGAUGCCGUGCACGCUUUGCCCCCACCCUAGUUGCCCCCACUCAAUGGUCCAAAGAGGUGUCUGCGCUUGUCCCGAGUGCGAGGGAACCCUGGUUUUGGACCCGGUUAGCGCGCCCAAAUGGCGGUUAGACUGUAACCGAUGUUCCUGCUUAGUGUAUCUACCCAAAAACGCGCACAAGGUCGGUGUGAACGCGGCCCAGCGGUGCGAGGAGUGUGAAUCGGCUCUGCUCGAGGUGGACUUCAACAAGAACGACACGCCGCUUGCGGGGGGGGCGACGAAGCACAUGGGGUGCCUGUUAUGCGAUGAGCUGUUGCUAGGGUUAGUCGAGAUGAAGCACGGGAAGGCGUUUGCGCGGCGGCCGGGGGGGAGGGGCCGGGGGCGAGGGAGAAGGGGGCGGGGGCGGGGAAGGGGGAGGGGACGGGGGGAGGAUCCCAGGAUGAGCUUUCGGGACUUCUGA